Molecule: messenger RNA, 4682 nt
Organism: Drosophila hydei
Lineage: Eukaryota; Metazoa; Arthropoda; Insecta; Diptera; Drosophilidae
Gene: wde
Product: activating transcription factor 7-interacting protein 1
Exons: 5
Coding region: 212-4252 (1346 amino acids)
Biological process (GO): regulation of DNA-templated transcription
Cellular component (GO): transcription regulator complex; nucleus
Molecular function (GO): transcription coregulator activity; protein binding
Source: RefSeq, a predicted model, not a curated record
UAUUCCAGUUGUUCAGGGUGGCAGUGCACGGUACGGCGUAAACAAAUCGACAAAAUACCGUUUAAACUAUUAAAAUAUAUAACUGUCUAAUGGACACGGAAUGCUCAAAACGUUAAAUAAGAAAGCUUAAGUUAACAGAAAUAAGAAAAUACCGAAAUAUCCACAGAGUUCAAUGUGUUCCAAUUGAAAGCAAACUUUAAAACGCGCGAAUAUGAUGGAAGUAACACAGAACGUUGAGUUACGGGAGCUGUCGACAGAGGAUGAUUUAAUCAGAAGUAUCACCGAGCUGGACCAUAAAGUUGAUAAGCUCACCAGCCCUGAUAUGAAAACAACGAUGGAACGCCGCAAAUCCACCAUCAAUGAGGAGUUACAUAAUGGUCUGACAGACGUCCUAGACAACGAUAUUAAGGCGACGUCGCCUAUCGAUAGUAUCGGCCAGAGCGAUGAUCACUCUGCCAGCAAAACGUUGCCGAGCGAACGCAAUGCCGGCACCGAUCUGGAUGCCCUGUUAGAUAAAAUUAGUUCGAUCGUAGGUUGCGAUCGCAAGGACUCCAUCGAUGAGGAGGAUGUGACAAUGGAGGUUAACAGCAAACCGAUUGCAGCCGAUAUCGAUAACACUGCAGAAGACAACACUGCGAUCGAUGAAGCAGAGGCAAAUGUGAUCGGCGCCGAAGCAAAGAAAAAGGAAGAACUGGACGAUAACAGCGUGGACGAGCUUAAAAGUUCAGAUCUAGCUGAAGUCGAAGAGAAACCUGAAGAGAACCCAGGAAAGACCUUAGAGGAAACUGAAAAUAAACAAAAUAUCAAUGAAAGUGAGACCGGCACAGCAGCGAACGAGGAUGUGCCGACUGAUGAAAAUAUGUUAGAUGAUCAAACAGAAGAAAAUGCUAAGAAGGAUUCGAAAAUCUCAAAACGAAAAAAGUCGCAGGCGGAAUCAGGGCAAACAAAUUCGAAUGAUGACAUCUUUUUGGAUGCUUUGGAAAGCAUCUCUAGUGCAGAUGAGUUUGAAACACUGGCCGAUCAGACGAUUGAUGAAACUGAAGAGCCAAGUCGCAAAGAGGAAAGCCAACACGAUCUAGAAGACAUAACCUCAGAUGAAAGCUAUUAUAAAGAUGAAAAAGAGGAUGGUGUCGAUGAUAAGAACAAAGCAGAAUCAUCAAUUAUUGAUCUAGACUCGUCUGAUGAGUGUUUGGCAACAGAUACAACAAUCGAAAAGCCUGUUCAAGAAGAUGCAGAAAUAGCAGAGUCAGCUAUGGAGAUUGAUAAAACUGAAGAUGAAAAGCAGGAGCUGAAUGACAAAACGUUAAAAAAGAGGUCAGUGGAAACUGACGAAGUGUGUGAAGAGAAGACCAAGACCGAUCGAGAGUCGGACAACGAAGGUACCGUGCCAUCUAAUAACAACGUUGUAGAGCCAACCAAGCCCAAGCCAAAUGGCGUCUUGGACGAUGAGACAGAAAAACAAGUCGAACAGUUGAAAGAGCAGGCGACGAGCAAAGCUUCAGAGAACAUCGUAGCUGAGACAAAGGAAGCAGAAUCAGAUGAUGAGGUCAUCUUUUUCGAGCCCAUUGAAAAGCCAGCGGAAGAAAGCGGAGCAGCUGAGAGUAAAACGGAAAGUGACAAAGAUAUGCCAGCGGCUGAUAAAAAGGUUGAAGAGGUGGUACUGUUGUCCGAGGAUGAAGACGAGCAACCGCCUGCAAAAAAAACAGCGGAGGAAUCCAAUCAAAGCAAAGAAAAAACAGCUCCGACUAAAGCAAACGAUUCGAAAUCGAAUGGAGUCUUGCUCAGAAAUUUGCUAGCUGACAACUCAGACAAUGCCUGCGAUCAGUUUGAAAAACAGAAAACACAAGAGAAACCGAAAGUUAACUCCGGUGAAGACGUGGAUAGCAAUUCGAGUAAUUUGCUGCAGCCCUCACAAAAGAGCAGAGAUGAGGCUCCAGCUGAAACUGAAGCCGAGCCCGCGGCGGAGGCAGAUGAAGGGGACGUGGAAAUGGUGGCCGAUGAGCCAGAGGAUGAGUCGGAUGCAGGCCUGCCUGCUGUCAAACGUCUGCGACUGAGCACCGAUGAUAAAGCGGAGACUAGCAACAGCACCCAAAGCGGCAAUAACUCCACAGCCACAGCCACCACCUGCUCCUCUACCACUACUACCACAGCAACCACCACCAUUACCAACAAGGAGGAACCAUCUCCCGUAGUUGCCAAACGCAAUCACAGCCUACUGACCAGUAGUAGCUCCGUAGAGAAAGAGGAUAUACCCAGCAAGAAAUUGAAAACGGAUGAUUCCGAUUCGAAUAGCUCAAACGAUGGCACAUUACAAAUCGAUCUCGAUGCUCAUGACAAUACCCUAGAGUCGGAAGGGUCAGCGGCUGCUGCUGAGGCAGCUAAGUUCAAGCGCGACGAGAAGGCAGAGUCAAAGGAACUCAAGUACGACCUAAAGCCCAAGCCGGAGCUCAAAAGCGAUAUCAAGCCGUUGCGUCUGGACUUUCUAAAGAGUUUUCGCAAGAGUUUCGACAAGAUGACGCGUCAGGAUCUGGAAGAGCUGGUGCUGCAGAAGAUCGUCGAGAGCAUGCUGGUAAAGAGCGAAUUUGCGGAGAUACGACGCCAGAUCGACAAUCACGAGAAUACGCUGGCUAACUACCGUCGCAAGAUAGCCGAGGUAUCCAAGCAGUUUCUCGACUUGGAAACGGUGCAUAAGCGUGUGCUUAAGGAUCUGGAAACGAAGAAUGCGCAGUUUACGGCGCCGGUGCGCAUAACGCGUGCUGUGGGCCUUCAAGUGGGCAUGGCCCUAAUGAAGAAGCCCAGCGAGGAGGCAGCACGCAAUCACGCCUCUGGCAGUCAUACUGCGGGCAGUAUGUCAGCGCCAGCUGCCGCAAUGCCAACGCCGCCAAAGGCGAGCACCUCGCCAAUGCGUUCGUCAAUGCGUUCGCUGCCAGCACCUCGAGUCAGUCCACCCCAGCAUCAACAGCUGCAACAGCAUCAACUGCAACAUCAACAGCAACAGCAGCAACUCCAACAGCACCAGCAGCAGCAGACACCACCGUCAAUAGGAACGCGACCCUACGUACAGACGAGCGGCAGUGGCACGCCGCCUGUGCGUCGUGGCUGCAUGCAGAAGGUGACACCUCAGCGGCCUGUCAACAACACGCCCAGCAGUCAUCAGGCGAGCUCCUCUGGCCAGGGUAUGCAGCGUCUGCCCAACACGCCCAAUGUCACAUCACGACCCAUGUACGCGUCCAAGCACACAGGCAGCGUGACACCUGCAACGGCAGCAGCUGUUGCCGCAGCUAUGCGAGCUCGUGGCACUACUGCUAAGCCUAUUACCAAGGAUUACGCGGGCUCCUACAUGACACAGAAACAACAGCAACAACAACAACAACAACAACAGCAACAGCAACAACAACAGCAGCAACAACCAUUGCCCGUUCGCAUUGGUCGCAGUCCCGGCAAGCAAUCCAUAAACAUCAACAGCAAGGCACGCUCCAUGCCCACUGUUUCGGUACCCAUGUCAAAUGCCGCGGAUAGUGGAUCGAGUGGUGCUGGCUAUGGCCAGCCCAGCCUGGCGCCUGCAAGACCCAAAGAGAAGGCCGUCAUCGAUCUCACAGAUGAGGAUGAUGCUGCGGCUGCCGCUGUUGCUGCUGCCAUGGAGCCCAACGCCAAUUCGCGGCUGCGACAAACGCCAAAUGUUUCCGUCAAACGUAACAUGCAGACGCCGCCAAUGGGCUCCAAUGCACGACCCAGCGUCGUGCGCGUCUCGCCCAUGAAUAUACCGCGUGCCAAUGCUGUGGCCCGACAGAUUGUCAAUGGACCAGUUCAGCGAGGUUCGAGUGGCUCGAAUGUACCCAUGCAGAUACGGUCGGAGAAUACGCCGCCGAGUGGAUCGCGUUCACGUUUCUCGCAUCCUGCACCGCUGCCGCUGGCGCCGGAGCAAACCUUUCAUCCGGACUGGAAGCUGCCGCCGUCACGGCCCGUAAUACGCAUCAGUUUGCACGACACGGGCAUUGUCAUCUCUUGGACACUGGAGGGCAAGGGCAAUCUGUUCGCCGAGUGCGUCACGUAUCAGAUAUACGCUUACCAGGAGACGAGUAACGAGCCCAGCACCGAUUCCUGGCGGCACGUGGGCGAUGUGAAGGCCAUGCUCUUACCCAUGGCAGUUACGCUGAAUCAAUUCCAGGAGAAUCAGCGCUACUUCUUUGCCGUACGAGGCGUCGAUGCUCACGAUCGUUGUGGAUUAUUCAGUUUACCCAAGACGUGGUAAUCGAGUCGUGUCUUUUGUUUAUAUGUAUUCUUUAAUCUUAGUUUACAUUAGUUCUUAAGUCUAUUUAUAACUUAUUUAUGCAAUGUGACCCACUCCCUAAAUUAAGUAUUGAGUUUCAGUUUGACUCAUUGGCAAAGUCCCAAAUCUUUCUAGCUAAUUAAAUCGCAUCUAUGUUCGUUCCUUAAGAUAUAUCUUUUAAAAUGGUCAACCAACAAAACUGAAAGCCAUUCAUUUGAAUAUACCAUAACCCAUACUCUUAAGUUAGUCUUAAGUUUUAACUCUUGGAGUGUUUUCUUUGGAUUUAAUCAGACUCUACUCAAAGCAAAUUGCUUCGUGGCAUAUUAAACGCAACAAACACGACUCAUUUUGUUAAUACAGAAACCUAUGUUCUAAGCUUAAAGGAAUAGUACACAAUGAAUAAAUAUUAUAU